Thlaspi arvense is the source of this 890-nucleotide messenger RNA. The record is from the annotation of a GenBank genome assembly. NCBI's taxonomy places the organism in Eukaryota, Viridiplantae, Streptophyta, Magnoliopsida, Brassicales, Brassicaceae.
AAUCUCGUUGCUUGCAUAAGUGCCUAUUCACCUCUGGCUUCACCAUCAUCAGAAAACAGUGACCCAAGACGUGUGAACUAUUCUAUUCUCUCCGGAACAUCAAUGGCUUGUCCACACGUUGCAGGCCUGGCUGCGUAUGUCAAGACUUUUCAUCCUGAUUGGUCUCCUUCCAUGAUCCAAUCUGCUAUCAUGACAACCGCUUGGCCAAUGAAUGCUUCUGAAACUGGCUAUGCAUCAACCGAGUUUGCUUAUGGAGCUGGACAUGUGGACCCAAUAGCCGCUCUAAAUCCUGGACUUGUCUAUGAACUGGACAAAGCAGACCACAUCGAUUUUCUCUGCGGUUUGAACUACACUUCGAAAUCCCUUAAACUCAUUACCGGUGAAGCCGUCACCUGCACUGGAAAGACCUUACAAAGAAACCUCAACUAUCCUUCAAUGUCGGCUAAACAUUCGGGAUCUAAGACCUCUUUCACCAUGGUUUUCAACAGAACCGUCACCAACCUUGGUACCCCAAACUCUACAUACAAAUCAAAGAUCGUUUUAAACCAAGGAUCUAAACUCAGUGUUAAUGUCACCCCUAGUGUUCUAUCUAUGAAGUCUGUGAACGAGAAGCAGUCUUUCACUGUGACUGUUUCGGGCAGCAAUCUCGGCCCAAAGCUGACUUUUUCGGCGAGUCUGAUCUGGUCAGAUGGCACACAUAACGUCAGAAGUCCCAUUGUUGUCUAUAAUGUUGGUAACUGAUGAGGCAUUAUCAGUUCACCAUAGUUGUUGUGUUUCUUCAUUCCAGAUUUUUGGUUUGAAUGUCUAUCCACCGUUUCAAAGAGUUUUGCAUCUAUUUGAAUUAAACUCAGCCAUGUAUCCUACCACACAAAAAAUAGUUCAAGCAUUUC